Molecule: messenger RNA, 6432 nt
Organism: Andrographis paniculata
Lineage: Eukaryota; Viridiplantae; Streptophyta; Magnoliopsida; Lamiales; Acanthaceae
Product: ABC transporter C family member 12-like
Exons: 33
Coding region: 1549-6417 (1622 amino acids)
Biological process (GO): transmembrane transport
Cellular component (GO): membrane
Molecular function (GO): ABC-type transporter activity; ATP binding; ATP hydrolysis activity
Source: RefSeq, a predicted model, not a curated record
UAACAUUACCGUUGGAAACAACCGCCUUACAAAAUUAAAUACUAUAAAGAUUCAAGACAAGAGCUAAGUAGAUGUAAUUAGUUUAGUUGGUUAGUGUAUCUUGUAGGAAAAGCAAUUUUCUCUCCCAAUUUCUUCUCUUCGCCGACUGACGAUUUAGGGUUCAGUCAAUUUCCCUUCCUUCCUUCGCCGCCGGCAUCUCAUCUUCUCGGUGCCCGGCCGUCGUCCUCUCAAUUGGCUCUCUUAGGGGAGUCUAAGCUGGGUUGGAUCGUGAUGGGACGAUCACAUCUCCUCAAGGCCGUCUGUCUUCACCUGCACGCCGAAACCCUACCCUACUCUCCAUGGGAGCGCUGAUUCUCCGAAAUGAAAUCCAUCGAUCGCUUCCCAAUCCGACGUCGUCUUCUCCAUCCAUAGCCGUCGUCCAUUUCCAGUUCUCCACAGGGCAAUCGAAUUGUUAUUAGUUUCCAAUUAUUUUUGUCGAUUGCGUCAGUUCUUGAAACAUCCGGUACGAUUUUGAUGAUUGGCGAUCUGUUGCAUGAACUAAUUGAACGCCAUUCUUGUGCAGGGUUCAUUUAUGGUUCUUCUUGUUGAAAGGGGGGAGACCGGGAGCCCUAAUUUGAUUACUCCAUGCCACUGGUUCAUUUAUGGUUCUUAUUAUUGGAAGAGAGGAGACCGGGAACUCUAAUUUGAUUACUCCAUGCCGCUGAACGCAAUUCUUGUUCAGGGUUCAUUUAUGGUUCUUCUAUUGAAAGAGAGGAGACCGGGAACUCUAAUUUGAUUACUCCAUGCUGCUGGUUCUUGCUGAUUGUUUUGUUAUGGUCUGAUGCUGUUGAUGUUCCGGACAAGAGUACAAGGCUGAAAUUAUAAAAUGGUUUGAACAUGUGUGACAAUUGAAGAAAGAAUAUGAAGAGACGUUUAAUACUGCCAGCAUUGAUUGGAGGCCCAACCCACAGAUAUGGAGCCUCUAGCUGCUGGUUAUCAAGAACCCUAAUCUACAGUAUGGAGUGGACGAGAGCUGCAGAUAUGGAGUCUCCUGCUGCUGUUGAACAAAAGGCUCCACAUGCAAAUAUGGAGAUGGCAUCUGCUAUUGAAGAAAAGGUUAGGUCUUGUCGUGUGUGGCUCAGAAGUGCUGGGGAUUAUCGAGGGAGUUUGGCUCCAUGGAGUCCGAGUCCCUGGCAAUGAUUGACGUCGCAGGAGUUCCGCACUGAUUCUAUCAGUAAACUACGACAUGUACUCCUAGGAAAUCGGUUUCUUUUGUUCUUUAUGGAGAAGUUUAGAGCCAACAUUGUUUCUUGUUGUUUAUGCGGAUUCGUAAGCGAUGACGCUUGCAACUGGGACCUCCGCUCCAGUAAGAGUCGCUUACUUGAUCCCCCUUUCCAUUUCAUGCUGUUGCUCUUGUCGUGUAUAAAUUUGUUCCCAUCUGCCAUCGGUGCGUUGAGCUCGUGCAUUGCUUCAGUGCUUUACUUAUCACGCAAAGAACUGAAUUUGAACUUGGUAGCUCCCGGCAAAGUUUGAGAACUGACAUUCGGGUUCACUAAAGUUGCAGAUUAUAUGCUUCCGAGCGAGCAGAUGGGUUUUGAUCCGUUGGCUUGGUAUUGCCGUCCUGUGAUAAAUGGGAUUUGGGCACGAGAGACCAACAGCACUUUUGGAGCAUAUGCUCCUUGUGCCAUUGAUUCAGUUGUUGGCAAUGUAUCACAUUUGGUUCUUUUGGCCUUGUUGUUAUAUAGAAUAUGGCUAAUCACAAUGAAUCCAAAACUCAAGAGGUUCAUCUUGAGAUCAAAUCUCUACAAUUAUGCAUUGGCCUUGUUGUCCAGUUGUUGUGCUGCUCAACCAUUGUUCAGAUUGAUUAUGGGUAUAUCAAUCUUCAAUUUGGAUGGAGAGAUGAGUCUUGCUCCUUUCGAGAUUGUUGAAGUGGUCAUUGAGUUUCUCACAUGGUGUUCCAUGGUUGUUAUGUUGCUUUUUGAAACUCAAAUGUAUGCCAAGGAGUUCAGAUGGUAUAUCAGAUUUGGCGUAAUGUAUGUCUUAGUUGGAGAUGCAGUGAUUUUCAACUUUAUCUUUCAACUCAGGGAUAUGUAUGCCAGGCCUGUCCUGUAUUUUUGUGCCACUUCAGUCUUCUUCAAGGUUUUGCUUGGGGUGCUCUUACUUUUAUACAUCCCAAACUUAGAUUUAUACCCAGGCUACAUACCACUUUCGGAUUUGAUUGACGACAAUAAGAAUGAAAAGCCACUUGGAGAGCAUGUUUGCCCAGAAAGAUAUGCCAACAUGUUUUCUAGGAUCUACUUCACUUGGAUAACUUCCCUUAUGGAGCAAGGUUACAGAAAACCUAUAACAGAAAAGGAUGUCUGGAAAUUAGAUUCAUGGGAUCAAUCUCAAACACUGAGUAGAAAUUUCCAGAAAUCUUGGGAAGAAGAAACUAGAAGAUCAAAGCCAUGGCUUUUACGUGCAUUGAAUCGUAGCAUGGGAGGCAGGUUCUGGUUUGGAGGCCUCUUCAAAAUUGGCUAUGAUCUUUCACAGCUUGCGGGACCGGUUUUACUAAACCAUCUUUUAAAGUCUCUGGAGAAAGGUGAUCCCUCUUGGAUUGGUUAUGCUUAUGCAUUAUCAAUAUUUUUCAGUGUGUCACUUGGAGUGCUUUGUGAAGCUCAGUAUUUUCAGAAUGUCAUGCGUGUUGGUUUCAGGCUAAGAUCCACUCUGGUGGCUGCUAUAUUUCGAAAAUCCUUACGGCUAACACACGAGGGCCGUAAACAGUUCCCAUCUGGAAAAAUAACAAAUAUGAUAACAACAGAUGCUAAUGCACUUCAGCAAAUAUGCCAACAACUUCAUGGUUUAUGGUCGUCCCCUUUCCGCAUUACGAUGGCCAUGGCUCUUCUCUACCAACAGCUAGGUGUAGCUUCACUCAUUGGUUCUCUUAUGCUCAUCCUCAUGAUUCCACUCCAGGCUUUUAUCAUUAGCCGAAUGAGAAGACUGUCGAAGGAGGGAUUGGUGCGUACUGAUAAGCGAGUUGGCUUAAUGAAUGAAAUUUUGACUGCGAUGGAUACCGUAAAAUUUUAUGCAUGGGAACAGAGCUUCAAAUCAAAAGUUCAAAUAAUCAGAGAUGAUGAAUUGUCAUGGUUUAGGAACGCUCAGUUAUUGUCAGCAUGUAAUACUUUUGUACUUAACAGCAUACCAGUACUUGUGACGGUGGUCUCAUUUGGAAUGUUCACAUUGUUUGGUGGAGACUUAACACCAUCCAGGGCUUUUACAUCACUUUCCUUAUUUGCUGUUAUGCGAUUUCCACUGAAUAUGCUCCCUAAUUUGAUCACUCAGGUUGUGAAUGCUAAUGUCUCACUACAGCGGCUGGAAGACCUGUUAGUUGCAGAAGAGAGAAUAUUAUUACCUAAUCCACCUCUUGAACCAACAUUACCUGCCAUCUCAAUCAAGGAUGGAUACUUUUCAUGGGAUCCUCAGGCUGCAAGACCCACAUUAUCCAAUAUUAAUUUGGAUAUUCCAGUUGGCAGCUUAGUUGCAAUUGUUGGGAGCACUGGAGAAGGAAAAACUUCACUGGUGUCAGCUAUGCUUGGUGAACUUCCUCCUCUUGGCAACGCAACUGCCACAAUCAGAGGAUCUGUUGCUUAUGUUCCUCAGAUUUCUUGGAUUUUCAAUGCUACAGUGCGUGAAAAUAUAUUAUUUGGAUCUACGUUUGAACCAGAAAAAUAUUGGAAGACAGUAGAUGUUACUGCUUUGCACCAUGAUCUUGGAUUGCUUCCUGGCCGUGAUCUUACAGAAAUUGGUGAAAGAGGAGUAAACAUUAGUGGCGGACAGAAACAAAGAGUUUCAAUGGCUAGGGCAGUCUACUCAGAUUCAGAUGUAUAUAUAUUUGAUGACCCACUAAGUGCUCUCGAUGCACAUGUUGCUUGGCAGGUUUUCAAUAACUGCAUCAAAGAAGCUCUGGGAGGAAAAACAAGAGUGCUUGUCACAAAUCAGUUACAUUUUCUUCCUCAGGUUGACAGAAUAAUAUUGGUUGCUGAAGGUAAGGUGAAAGAGGAGGGCACCUUUGAGGAGCUCUCAAAGAAUGGUAGUCUUUUCAAGAAGCUAAUGGAAAAUGCAGGCAAAAUGGAAGAGCAUAUGAUAGAAAAUGAAGAUAGUGUAAAUAGUUCACAUGAACCAUCAUUCCUUUCUUCUGUUGACAUAAAUGAAACAUCAAAAGAUGGAGUUUCAAAUAGCAAAAUGAAAGAAGGACGAACAGUUCUGAUCAAGCAGGAAGAGCGAGAGACGGGGAUUGUCAGCUGGAAUGUUUUGAUGAGGUACAAAAAUGCUGUGGGAGGCUUGUGGGUCGUUGUGAUAUUGUUUACAUGUUAUAUAUUAACUGAAACUCUACGAGUGUCAAGUAGCACAUGGUUAAGUGUGUGGACAAAGCAGAGCACUUCAGAGGGUUACAGCCCUGGCUUUUAUAUUCUUGUUUAUGCCAUAUUGUCCUUUGGGCAGGUGCUAGUGACAUUGACAAAUUCAUUCUGGUUGAUCACAUCAAGCCUUAGUGCUGCUAAAAGGCUUCAUGAUUCAAUGCUGUUUUCCAUUCUCAGAGCUCCAAUGGUAUUCUUCCACACUAAUCCUGUAGGACGGGUGAUCAACAGAUUUUCUAAGGAUCUGGGUGACGUUGAUCGUAAUGUUGCCAGUCUUGUCAAUAUGUUUCUGAGCCAGCUGUGGCAGCUUCUUUCCACUUUUGUUCUCAUAGGAAUUGUGAGCACAAUAUCUCUAUGGGCCAUCAUGCCUCUUCUCAUCUUAUUUUAUGCGGCAUAUCUUUAUUAUCAGAGCACAUCUAGGGAAGUCAAGCGCUUGGAUUCAAUCACAAGAUCCCCUGUCUAUGCACAAUUUGGAGAAGCAUUGAAUGGACUAUCUACAAUUCGAGCAUAUAAAGCGUAUGAUAGGAUGACUACUAUUAAUGGAAAAUCAAUGGACAAUAACAUCAGAUUUACUCUGGUUAACAUAAGUUCUAAUCGCUGGCUUACCAUAAGAUUGGAAACUCUGGGCGGUAUCAUGAUUUGGUUAACAGCAACUUUCUCAGUAAUGCAGAAUAAUAGAGUUGAAAAUCAGGUUGCAUUUGCAUCUACUAUGGGUCUGCUCCUUAGCUACUCUUUAAACAUUACAAACUUGCUAAGUAAUGUCCUGAGGCAAGCAAGUAGAGCAGAGAAUAGUUUGAAUGCAGUUGAACGUGUAGGAACAUAUAUUGAUUUACCAUCUGAGGCUCCGGAUGUGAUUGAAGGAAACCGUCCUCCAUCUGGAUGGCCUGCUGAAGGACAUAUCAAAUUUGAAGAUGUUCACCUGCGAUACAGGCCUAGACUUCCUCCUGUUCUGAGGGGACUCUCAUUCACCAUCUAUCCAUACCAGAAGGUUGGCAUUGUUGGAAGAACUGGUGCUGGUAAAUCAAGCAUGAUUAAUGCAUUGUUCCGGAUGGUGGAACUUGAAAAAGGAAGAAUCCUUAUAGAUGAGUUCGACAUAGCAAAGUUUGGAUUAACUGAUCUACGGAGAGUUCUCAGCAUUAUUCCACAGUGUCCUGUUCUUUUCUCAGGCAGUGUUCGUUUCAAUCUUGAUCCUUUUUGCGAACACACUGACCCGGACCUCUGGGAGGCUUUGGAGAGGGCACACUUAAAGGAUGUCAUCAGAAGGAGUUCUGUUGGUCUUGAUGCUGAGGUGUCUGAAGGGGGUGAGAACUUUAGUGUUGGUCAAAGGCAAUUACUAAGUCUUGCCCGGGCAUUACUUAGAAGAUCAAAGAUCCUUGUGCUUGAUGAAGCAACAGCCUCUGUUGAUGUCCAGACUGAUGCUCUAAUACAGAAAACCAUUAGAGAAGAAUUUAAAUCUUGCACCAUGCUCACCAUUGCUCAUCGGUUGAAUACCAUCAUCGACAGUGACCAAAUUCUUGUUCUUGACUCCGGUCAGGUGAUCGAGUUUGAUACUCCGGAAAAACUUCUCAAAAAUGAAGCAAGUGCUUUCUCCAAGAUGGUUCAUAGUACUGGCCCUGCAAACGCAGAGUAUUUACACAAGUUAGUUUUCAGAAACAAGGAGAAUCACUUGAAAGAAGCUGCGCAAAUUGAUGGAGAAAACCGAUGGCUUUUGUCCGCUCACUCAAAUGCUGCUGCAAAGAAUGCUCUUGCUUUGAGUCUUGCCUCUUCAGUAACAGACCUUCAGGUAUUGAAUUCUGAAGAUUGCAGCAAUGUGAUCAGCAAAACAAAGGAUGCGUUAAUAAUACUACAGGAGGUUUUGAUGGGGAAAUACGACGAGGUCAUCACUGAUACGCUUGACCAAUCUGAGGUUACAAGAUACAGUUGGUGGUCUACUUUUUACAGAGUUAUUGAAGGGCUCGCGGAGAUGAGCAGAUUGGGGAGAAAUGGACUUCGCCUUUUGGCAGACACCUCUGAAGAUUGGGAAUGGGAUGAUAAUAAAUUGUAAACUGGCAGUAUAAGG